GGAUAUAAACUCUAGCAACGUCCUCGAGCGGCUUCACGUAUUGUGGCUGUAUCAGCUCGAGAGGCUGAAGAAAGGGUGCCUUACCUACUUGUUUGUGUUUGGGAAGAUAUACGAUGUGAGAUGAGAUCCACAGCUUCUUCCACCACGCCGAUCCUGAGCUGAUGCUGGAGAUGUUCCAAGAAGUUCUCAGUGUUUGGAAGCCGAUAUGAGGUCCGACCCUCUGGGGAACUGUCAGUACAGCAUUGCGCUUCCAAAGCUUCCCUUGUGAGUUGUACUUGUAUCCCAGUUAAAGCCUGUUGCGAUGUGGAGAGGAAGCUGGUUGUGUAAAUAGGGUACAAAUUUGCAAUGUCUGCUAGGAAUCUUAAGUACUGAUGUCCAAAGGCACCUUCCUUGUACAGUUUGUAUGUGAUUUCCAUUGUUACAGGCAGGCAGAUGCGUAUGUUUAUCUGGAGGCAACUUUGGUGUGCUAUAUACGACUCUUACUGGAGAAUUGAUCUGAUCUAGAUGGUAUAGGUGCUCGUUAAUUGUUGUCUGAAAUGGUACUCUUUUUUGGUUGGUUGGUAGCUGGUCGCAGACUGUGGGCGCUUGCUGAUCAUGGCAGGCAGGCAGACAGGAAUGCUUAUUUGACUUGGCAAACCCGGGUUUUGGCUUCGUCAAUGUGGAUUACACAAGUCAGACAGUCUGUUCUCUGUUGCUAUCAUCUGACGAAGAACAUUUCAGCUGUUCUAGAUAGAUGGAUGUAAUACAAUACAGAUGCCGUGCAUACUAGAGGUGUUUGAUUACAGGUGGCUGCAUGUUAGGAAAGACACGGAAGGCAGGUGGAAAAAAAGAAGUUUUUUCAUGCGUCUGGAGGUUGAAGAGAGCAAGCGAUUCCAAAGGAUCGAGGUGGAACAUGUACACGGUUUCUCGCUGUUCACCGCGUUGAAAGCGGAGGAGUUGUUGAGAUCCACCUAAUCGCCUUGCUCCUUCCUUGCCCUGCCUAGCAACCAGUACGACCCAUCGCAUCUAUGGCGCAACGGCUGCUGCUGCUCUUGGCGACCGUCGCCGCUCUGCUGUUCGCGCCUGCGGCCGCGGCGCAGGUGGGCGACACGUGCUCCUCGGACGGCGGCUGCGGCGCGGGGCUGCACUGCAGCGCCUGCGGCUCCGGCGGCGCCAAAAUCUGCACGCGCGCCAGGCCCAUCGACCCCGCCACCCACGGCACCGGUCUGCCGUUCAACAACUACUCGUGGCUGACGACGCACAACUCCUACGCCCUCGCCGGCGCCGCCUCCGCCACCGGCGCCGCCAUCAUCAGCCCGACCAACCAGGAGGACACCGUCACCGCACAGCUCAAGAAUGGUGUUAGGGGCUUGAUGCUCGACACUUACGACUUCAAUAACGAUGUCUGGCUGUGCCACUCAUUUGGUGGGCAAUGCUACAACAUCACUGCCUUUCAACCUGCCAUCAAUGUUUUCAAAGAAAUCCAAACUUUCCUUGAUGCAAACCCAUCAGAAGUAAUCACAGUUUUCCUGGAGGACUACACCACUACAGGGUCCUUGCCAAAAGUAUUCAAUGCUUCUGGUCUUAUGAAGUAUUGGUUCCCAGUGGCAAAAAUGCCAAAGAGCGGUGGCAACUGGCCUUUGCUCAAGGAUAUGAUUAGCCAGAACCAGCGCCUGCUGGUCUUUACAUCAAAGAAGUCAAAGGAAGCAAGCGAGGGGAUUGCAUACGAGUGGAAUUAUGUCGUGGAAAACCAGUAUGGAAAUGAAGGUAUGGUAGAAGGUAAAUGCCCCAAUCGCUCAGAGUCUCCGCCCAUGGAUUCCAAAAGCCAGUCGCUUGUGCUGAUGAACUUUUUCACGACUAACCCAAGUCAAACUGGGGUUUGCAUGAAUAAUUCAGCGCCGCUUAUUAGCAUGCUGAAAACCUGCCAUGACGCUUCGGGCAAUCGGUGGCCCAACUAUAUUGCUGUUGAUUUCUAUAUGAGGAGUGAUGGUGGAGGAGCUCCCUUAGCUACAGAUGUGGCAAAUGGGCAUCUGGUAUGCGGCUGUGACAACAUUGCAUAUUGCAAGGCCAACUCGACGUUCGGAACCUGUGUGAUACCACCACCUCCACCGCCAUCACCACCCAGGGCCGGCGGCAGAGGCGCAACAGCAGGCGGCGAUGCCAGUGCGGCAGCAGCCCGGCCUCAUCUACCCUACCAAUGUGGCUUCUUGCUCGGACUGGCAUCUCUGCUGCUUCUGUUGUUACUCUCGUAAGGGCAGCACUUGAGCUGGUGGUGUUGUCCUGUGCUCGAUCGGUGAUCCAUUCCAUCCUUGUGCUGCUUUUGUAACAUCCUGGUCGAGGCAAUUUGAUUUGAUUGGUUUGGUUUCGUUUGUAACCUUGAUGACCCUGAGCACAUCAUGUGCACGCCUGAGCCGAGCCGAGCUGUAUAUUUGAAUUGUUAUUGAGCUGGUAGAUACGGAGUUUAAAUCAUUUUUCCUUUAAUUGUGUUGUUAUAUUUGCAUUCUCAAAUCUGUGUUACCCGGACAUCCUUGUUCAAAAUUUUUUGCCGAGUCGGACACUCGCGUAUC
Phragmites australis (common reed) is the source of this 2546-nucleotide messenger RNA. Its product is annotated as PI-PLC X domain-containing protein At5g67130-like. The record is from RefSeq and is a predicted model, not a curated record. Gene Ontology annotation, molecular function: phosphoric diester hydrolase activity. Lineage: Eukaryota; Viridiplantae; Streptophyta; Magnoliopsida; Poales; Poaceae. The transcript has 7 exons. The coding region runs from base 1008 to 2231 and encodes 407 amino acids. Gene Ontology annotation, biological process: lipid metabolic process.